ACGAUGUGGUUUUUCAUCUUUGGUUGGUUUUUCACCGCAUUUGUUGUUCUUGGAAAUGUCCUGGUAAUUUAUUUGAUCAUCACAAGACCUCGACUACAUGUUAAAACGAACUGGUUCAUUCUUUCUCUUGCACUGGCCGAUUUCUGCUUCGGGUUAAGCUAUUUUCCCAUGAUUUUUACUUCGUAUUUCAACGCUCAAAUAUCCACCGAUCAUUCAGGGCUGUGGUUCAAAAUCAGCCAUACAUUUCUCUAUUCUUCGUGUGUGAAUUUGUGCGUGCUGAUAACGGAUAAGUAUAUUACAGUUAUGAAGCCGUUGAGAUACGAUUCCUACAUGACACGAAAGCGACUCUUGUCUGCGCUCGCCUUAGCAUGGAUUACACCAUUUCUCCUGUUCACAGUACCCUCAUUUUUCACAUAUUCAGGAAGAAACGACUUAUUCACGUUUGCUUUUGAAACAUUUAGAGUACUUAUUUUUCAGCUUGUGCCAAGUGUCGCGUUUGUUUUGAUAACAGGACAUCUCUUCCUGAUAGCGAGAAGCAUUUCGCAAAAAGAGACACUUCUACUCGCCCAACUCAAGUUUAAUUUUUGUGAACAUCCGAAAAAACGAGUUAAGAAAAUCAAAGAAAGGAAAGCUUCUAUGAAGAUGAUUUUCUUAAUCAUUUUAUUCUUCGUUCUUUGUCACAUUGGAGGGAACUAUCGUUGUUUCUGUUUCACAUUCAAAAUGUGUGUCGCUUCAGAGACUUUAAAAAAAGUUAUUCACAUCUGUUUUAUUAUAAAUUCGGCUGUCAAUCCUUUAGUAUACGCUUUUUUGAAAAAAGAUAUGAAACGGGAACUGAAAAAUGUGGCCAUUGAACAAAAGCUGUCAUUGGUUAGAGCCUUUAAGCGGAAUUCAUCAGAACCGGCAAUUGAGCUUCGCUAGCUUAUACUGAUAUCCGAAUGGAGGCAAAUCUUUUGCACAAUUUUUACUCAUAUACUUU
Messenger RNA from Pocillopora verrucosa, 976 nucleotides. Its product is annotated as octopamine receptor beta-2R-like. Lineage: Eukaryota; Metazoa; Cnidaria; Anthozoa; Scleractinia; Pocilloporidae. Gene Ontology annotation, biological process: G protein-coupled receptor signaling pathway. The record is from RefSeq and is a predicted model, not a curated record. Gene Ontology annotation, molecular function: G protein-coupled receptor activity. Gene Ontology annotation, cellular component: membrane.